Messenger RNA from Rasamsonia emersonii CBS 393.64, 1407 nucleotides. Its product is annotated as C2H2 finger domain protein. The transcript is spliced from 5 exons. NCBI's taxonomy places the organism in Eukaryota, Fungi, Ascomycota, Eurotiomycetes, Eurotiales, Trichocomaceae. The record is from RefSeq and is a predicted model, not a curated record.
CUGCUGGGGUUCUCCGUGAUGUCUGACACCGUUGCUGAUUCUGACUGGUCUAUUAAAGGUCGUGAAAAGUCGGCUAUGUAUGUCGAGGAUCUGGCGAAGGUUGUGGAGACUGUCAUCAGCACCACAAAAAAGAAGUUUGGACACCGUCAACAUCGCAUCGAGCUCUGUGGUCCUCAUCGGAUCGUGAUCGAGUUCACUUUUGAGUUCACGAAGGAGUUUCUGGGCGCCAAAGACGAGAAUACCUUUAUUCUCCCGGAAAUCAUCUUCGACCCAUCACUCAUCCUUAGUCCGCACGUUUUCCUGUUAGGUCUUCUCUUCGCCGAUCGCGCCUUUGCACGUGUUGAUGGAGAGGAAGUGCUGAUGUCUGCGGAGCAACUCCUCCGCCUGCGGAUCCCCGAUGAAUGCAACGAGCUGCAAUUGACGCUUGACCCCGCGUUGGAUAAUAUCCCGGUCUUCCGUCAGUCAGAGCGCACGCUGGAGGGAAUCACUAUCUCUCUUGAUAAGGCUCUGCCCUACUCCACCCUUUUACCAUGGGUCAAGAAGGUAGGCGCAAUUACCGGCUUCCGGCAGGUCUCCCGCCCGUACAGUCUGCGGUAUGGAGCCGGCAAGGCACUGGAUAAUAGCGGAUCCGUCAGCGAUGCUCUCCGCAACCUGAUCAUGCACCAUGCCGAUACCCGCACCUUCUUGAAGUACUACCUUCACCGGAGGAUCGACAAGGACCUCGCAGCCAUCAUCCGAGGUCUCGAUCCCCAGGAGGAUAUGAUGCGUGCGGCCUGUCGUAUGAGCCGGACAAUUGAUCCUAAGCGGCCGCAGGAGUUGACGACCGCGCAAUCAUCCUCUGUCAACCAACAGCCUGAAAUUCAGGAUCUGAUCCAAUGGCGCGGUGAGCUCCGCCGACAGCUGGGACGUCCGCUGGCGCGGCACCGUGGAACAGUGAAGUACGAGGUGUAUCAGAAGCUUAACCAGGAAUUAGCUGGCGCCAGGCAACGGGCGCGGGAUGCGCUGCUUGCCCAGCUUCAAGAGAAGUAUGACCGAGAGCAACCAAUGCUGGAAAUCCAGCGGCAGCUGUCUGGGACCAAGCUGGCCGAGACCGUGAACCAGACACUGGAUUAUUGCGAAGAACUGCCCGCUCCGCAGAAACGUCUGAUUGAAACUAUUUUACUCUGCCACGAUCGACACUGGAGGACGAGAUGCGCCGACGGACCGAUGCUAUUGACGCCAUUGCCGCUUACUGUCUAUUCGAGGAAGGGGUCACAUGCCGUCUCGCACGGGACAAACGUCCCACUGGCCAGAUGGUCGAGGCAACAAAGCCAGAAGGAUACGACGUUAAAGACCAGGAGACUAAUGCUGCCGAAAGCUGCUCCCAGUCGGAUCAGCUGCUGGAGGCAGCUAUUCGAUCGGUCAUGA